This is a messenger RNA of Hevea brasiliensis (rubber tree), 1442 nucleotides long. RefSeq names its product LIM domain-containing protein WLIM2b. Lineage: Eukaryota; Viridiplantae; Streptophyta; Magnoliopsida; Malpighiales; Euphorbiaceae. The transcript has 6 exons. Gene Ontology annotation, molecular function: actin filament binding. The record is from RefSeq and is a predicted model, not a curated record. Gene Ontology annotation, cellular component: plasma membrane; actin cytoskeleton. Bases 635 to 1204 code for a protein of 189 amino acids. Gene Ontology annotation, biological process: actin filament bundle assembly.
AAUGAGAUUUUUUUUUUAUUCACAAAAAUAUAAUUUCAAGUCUGAGAUCAAAUCUGAUGAUUGCAUUCAAGGGGCAAUACAGAGUACAGAAAUACACUUCUCUACGGCUCCGAGUAGGAGAGUGGAGAUUUUAGAGAACGGCGAGAAUUGAAGGUGUAAAAUUCAACCCAAACAAACACAGAAGAACAAAGCCUCGCUAUCUUUGAACCAGACAAACACAUAGGAAUAGAAAUUUUGGUUAAGAUUGUGGACCCAAUUGCCUUCUACGCAACAAUACAUACAUAUUUCUCUCUCUCUCUCUCUCUCUCUCUCUCUCUCUCUCAUCAUCAUCCACUUCUCUCCAUCCCUUCGCUGCAAAAAGUACACAAUCUCCUCUCUUCUUUCUAUAUAUAUCACUAUACUUCCGUUUUUAUUUUGUUCCUUAAAGACAGCUUAAGCCCUCUUCCACUCUCACUUUCAUUUCAUUAAAUUUCCUCCUUUUUUUUGGGUGUCUUUCUCUUUCUUUGACUCCCAAAUCGACUGUUUCAGCUCAAGUUUUCUUCUUCUUCUUCUUCUUCUUCCAUUUUGUAGGUGAUCUUGGUGAGGUAAAAGAGCAGUCAGAUCUAAGACGUAUACAGAUUCUUCAGCAGCGACUAUGUCUUUUACUGGCACCCAGCAGAAAUGCAAGGCCUGUGAGAAGACUGUAUAUCCCAUGGAACUUCUAUCAGCAGACGGUGUUCCGUAUCAUAAGUCUUGCUUUAAGUGCUUUCACUGCAAAGGCACUUUAAAGCUAAGCAAUUAUUCCUCGAUGGAGGGUGUACUCUACUGUAAGCCUCACUUUGAGCAGCUGUUCAAGGAGACGGGUAAUUUCAACAAAAAUUUUCAAUCACCUGCAAAGUCAGCUGAGAAGUUGACUCCUGAGCUGACAAGGUCACCUAGUAAAGCUGCUGGCAUGUUUUCUGGGACGCAAGAAAAGUGUGCCACUUGUGGUAAAACUGCUUAUCCACUUGAGAAGGUAACAGUGGAGAGCCAGGCCUAUCACAAGUCAUGUUUCAAAUGCUCUCAUGGUGGCUGUUCCAUAUCCCCAUCAAAUUAUGCAGCCCUCGAGGGUGUUUUAUAUUGCAAACAUCAUUUCUCCCAACUUUUCAAGGAGAAAGGAAGCUACAAUCAUCUUAUCAAGUCUGCAUCAAUGAAACGAGCUGCAGCUUCUGUGCCAGAUGCCUGAAUACCCCGUCCAAAAUUUGAAAUCUGUGUGUGUUGCUUUACUAUUUUUCAGUGUGCUUUCCUUCGGAUCCGACUUCCAUUAUGAGGAAUUGGCAAAACUUCGUUUUGCCUCCUUUUUGGUUUUUGGUUCAAUUUAUUGGGCAUAUUGUUGUGUUUGAUUGAUGGAUGGGAUACACAUUCCCACAAUUGUAAAAUGACCUUUAUCUGCAAAUGUGGAAGUUACACUACUUCAUCUGCCA